Moneuplotes crassus is the source of this 943-nucleotide messenger RNA. The record is from the annotation of a GenBank genome assembly. NCBI's taxonomy places the organism in Eukaryota, Ciliophora, Spirotrichea, Euplotida, Euplotidae.
CUAUCAUGAAUUCUACUAUCUUCGGGUGCAACGAAAAUCUUGUCAAAGCUAACUGUACUUUGCAGGAUUGGCAGCAAUACUGUCACAGUUUGACACUCGAUAAGAAUUAUACUGCAGGUGCCAUUUUUGGUACAGAUGCUUCUUUUUGAGCCGACCUCGGCUCAUUCACCUUAAAGGAAGAAUCUCCAAAAGCGGCUCCGAUCGGUGUAUCUUCUAAGCAUACCCGGAAUGAGUUCUCUUUCGACCUGCAGGACUUUGAUUCAUGAGAAGGCUAUGAUCCUCAGAGGAUUUUUGAUUCCCACAACUGUUCAGGAUCUGGCUCAGAUUUUGGAAGGAUAAACGAAGAUGAUAGUACUAAGAUCCAAAAUCCUACCAAGUCCAUUGAGAUGGAUUCUGAGCCAAGCCUUUUAAAGGAACCCAAAACUGACGAUGCUAAGGAGCAUAAAUCAAAGACUAAGAGACAAGUAAGAUGGAGAAAGUCUGACGACAAGCUUUUGUUCAGAGAGCUCAUCUUUAUUACAAGGAAAUUUAGCCUCACUAUGGAGGAAUUCAUCGAAUUUGGCAAAGCUGGAGCUAACCACGUUGCUUGUAAUGAACUAUUUGAGAAGAUCAACUGGAAGGGCUCUAUUACUUCUUUAAUGGACAGGAUCUGAAAGUUAAUCUCAAAUAAGGAGUACCUAUCAUAUAGAGACUUCAAACAGCUAAGAAAACUCUAUUAUCAACAGCUUAGGAGAAAGAAUGUUGACUGGGAUUCUUUACUAUUCGAAUUUCCAGGACGCAGUCUUGAUUACAUCAAGGAGGUCUGCUUUAGCUUCCCUCGUAGAGAAUCUAUCCUUGAGAGAUCAAGUGAAGACUCUUCGUAAAUCAGAUAUAUUAAUUCUACUCCGCGGGCAACUUCAAGCCACUGCUUCCCGCUUGAGACAAGGGGCUUCCAUUGCCUUUU